AUGUCAGUUAAAUAUCCUAAGUUUUUAUUAUUUGGUGAUUCAAUCACUGAAUGGUCGUACACUGAUGGUGGUUUUGGCCAAAAGAUUUCGGAAGUUUAUGCUCGUCGUUAUGAUAUCAUAUGUAGAGGCUUCGGUGGGUACAAUUCUGAUCACGCAACCUUAAUAUUGCCAGAAAUUCUCAAGGACGAUAAAUUUCAGAUCAUGACAAUUUUCUUCGGUACAAAUGAUGCCUUUAGCACCUUCCAAGGAGUACCUUUGGAAAGGUAUCUGGAAAAUAUUGAUUAUUUGGUCAAGUUAGCAUUGAAGGAUAAUAUUAAAGUAGUUGUAAUUAGCCCUGCUCUUCAUGACCCUACACUCUUUUUGGAAGCCUCAGGCGAAAAAGAACCAAUUGGCUCUGUAGGAACAAAUCAAAAAUAUGCUGCUGCUGCUAAGAAGGUAGCAAAUGAUAAUGAUGUUGGGUUUGUAGAUUUAUUCACUUCUUUCCAAAAUUCUGGACUUUCAGUGAAAGACUUGUUAUGGGAUGGGAUUCAUUUUACACCAAAUGCGUACAAGUUAUUGUUUGAAGAGCUUAUGAAGCUGAUUAGAGAAAAAUAUCCAGAAGAGGAUCCUAAGACUAUGGCUCCUAGCUUAACUUAUUGGAACCAGUUAGCGGAUUGCCAGGGUGACUUGGAAAAAAUGAAGAAAAAGCUAUUCCAUUUAGAUUAG
Molecule: messenger RNA, 705 nt
Organism: Dujonia railenensis
Lineage: Eukaryota; Fungi; Ascomycota; Pichiomycetes; Serinales; Debaryomycetaceae
Source: the annotation of a GenBank genome assembly